This is a messenger RNA of Oppiella nova, 558 nucleotides long. Lineage: Eukaryota; Metazoa; Arthropoda; Arachnida; Sarcoptiformes; Oppiidae. The record is from the annotation of a GenBank genome assembly.
GAUUUGACGGCAGAGAAUGCCUUCUUGUGGCGAAUUGUGGCCAAGUAUUGCAAAGAGAAGGAGAUAACCGUCACUCUGGUUGUCAACAAUGAUAAUAAAGGCGAUGAAGAGAUGUCUGACUCGCAGCCCAACACUCAUGAAGAGACUGUUGAUGCCAUUGAUCUCAUUGUUCCCGAUUUACCGCAUUAUUGCCAUUAUAUUAAUGUUUUUGUGAAACAAAUUCUGGUGAGAGAGUAUGGACUGCACGACUUAAUGGAGUUUGAAUUUAUGUUCAAUCAAUUGCUUUCAAUGGGAGAACUCAUUGAUAUUGGAGAUGAAGUCCAGAGGCAAAUAAUCCGCAAAUGUAUGAUUGAUGUACUGGGAAAUGAAGAGUUGUUCCAUCGGAUCCACGACUAUGUCUCGCAUUUGAUGAAAAUAUUCUCACAAAACACAGAAUUAAACACUUUUUUAGAGAAAACUGUUGAUAUGAUUGAUGCCAUAAAUUCCAAGUCUAUUGUAGCGGAGGAGCCGCCGCCACCGCCUCCCUCACAGCCAUCUCAAGAGGUGGAGACGAACCCA